GUAUGCCAAACUGGCCUGCAGUAAAACUCAUCCUUGUGGACACCCCUGUGGAGGAGUCAAGAAUGAGGAGGCCUGCCUUCCAUGUCUGCAUGGCUGUGACAAGAACACUGGCUGCCUGAAACAGGAUGCAGAUGACAUGUGUAUGAUCUGCUUCACAGAGGCCCUCUCUGCUGCUCCUGCUGUACAGCUGGACUGCACUCAUGUGUUCCACCUUCAGUGUACUCGUCGUGUUCUUGAAAAUCGCUGGCUCGGGCCCCGAAUCACGUUCGGCUUUAUGUUGUGUCCCAUUUGCAAGAACAAAAUCAAUCACUCUGUGAUCAAGGACCUGCUCGAUCCAAUUAAGGAGCUCUAUGAGGAUGUGAGGAGAAAGGCUCUAAUGAGGCUGGAGUAUGAGGGUCUACAUAAGAGCGAGGCAAUAACUACACCAGGAGCACGUUUCCACAACGACCCUGCAGGCUUUGCCAUGAACAGAUAUGCAUACUAUGUCUGCUACAAGUGCAAGAAGGCCUAUUUUGGAGGAGAGGCUCGUUGCGAUGCAGAGGCAGGACAGGGAGAUGACUACGACCCCAGUGAGCUGAUCUGUGGAGCGUGCUCAGAUGUCUCCAGGGCUCAGAUGUGCUCCAAACAUGGCACAGACUUCCUGGAGUAUAAAUGCAGGUACUGCUGCUCAGUGGCUGUUUUCUUCUGCUUUGGCACCACACACUUCUGCAACGCCUGCCAUGAUGACUUCCAGAGGAUGACCAGUGUCCCCAAGGAGGAACUUCCCCAUUGUCCUGCAGGACCCAAAGGCAAGCAGCUGGAGGGUACCGAAUGCCCUUUGCAUGUGGUUCACCCACCAACGGGGGAGGAGUUCGCCCUGGGCUGUGGGGUUUGCAGAAAUGCCCACACCUUCUAAACAACACAAGCCUUUUACUGAAAACCAGUUUGUCUACUGUGAUUUCCAGCUGCUGCUGAAGCUCAGCCGCGAAGCUUGGCUCUUGCAUUGUCAAGUCUCCUGGACGCUGAACCAGGUUUUUGCUCUACGCCAAGAGUCCUCAGGUCUGCUCUUCUACCAACAUCAGUAUCCAGGCUCUGCUACAAACACGAGCUGUGGCUCCUUUGGAUUCAGAGUAACCUGAAUGGGGAAAAAAUGAACAAUAGAAUUUUAAAAAAGAAGAAAAAAAAAGAAAAUAACUUGUGACGUGUUUGCAUGCGGCCGUUGUAUUCCCUCGGCUUCUAUAGACGUUGCACACCUGAUCACUGAAGUGUAACAAUACAAGAUUAAACAUUGAAUAUGAAAUAAAUUUGCUUAAAGGCAACUGUGGAUCAGCAUUGGUUUAAAAAAAAAAAAAAAGGAACAGGCCGUAUUUCCAGCUUCCUAACUAUAAAUUUAAAAAUAUUGUUGUAUGUAAACCUUUUUUCGUAAUCUUGUACAGUAUUCUCCACUGUCAAGUGCAUCAUGGGUUGACGGACAAAAAAAAGAGUGGGUGGAAAAGACUGUUAAGAAUAUUAUGUUUGGGAGGAAGGAAAAUAGUGUACGAUUUAUCUAAUCUUGUAUAUAAUGAUACUAUUCAAAAUAGCUGUAUUCCGAAGUUGCUACUCUUCACUUCAAUUUUGUUUGAUAUUCUGGGUUAUGUUUUGAGCCAGAACUUUUAAUGAAGUGCAAUACUGGGUGUGCCUCCUAUUUUGCAGCUGUUAAACCUAUGGAAUGUAUGUCAAUAAAGCCACUGUACAUUUUUUAUACAGUAGACAGUCGUAAUUCCCCCUCUUCUAAAUGUCAGAUCUCUUCUGUUGUCUGGAAAUAAGAAGCCUGGCGCCUGCGAUGAAUGAAGGUGGAUGUCAAUCAUAUUUGCAAAAAAAAAAAAAUGUACCAAAUCCUACAUUAAUACAAAAAACCUCACCGUGAGACGGAUUACAGCUGGAUGAUUUGAGGGGCCAGUCUUCACACCAAAUAAAAUUGUGCACCUAUAAUGCUUUUCCCUAGUAGGAGGCAGGCGGAUUGGGGGGGUCAGGGGAAUGGAGUGCGGAAAAUAAGCAGCUGCUGUUAUAUAAAAAAGCUUAAUACUUGUGAAUCUGCUCUGUAAUAUCUGUGGUGGAUGGAGUUGAAUGGUAAUAAACCAGGUUCUCUGUUUCGCAAAGUA
This is a messenger RNA of Micropterus salmoides (largemouth bass), 2120 nucleotides long. Its product is annotated as E3 ubiquitin-protein ligase MYCBP2-like. The coding region runs from base 137 to 895 and encodes 252 amino acids. The transcript is spliced from 6 exons. Gene Ontology annotation, cellular component: nucleus. The record is from RefSeq and is a predicted model, not a curated record. NCBI's taxonomy places the organism in Eukaryota, Metazoa, Chordata, Actinopteri, Centrarchiformes, Centrarchidae.